This is a messenger RNA of Drosophila arizonae, 1817 nucleotides long. RefSeq lists its product as uncharacterized. The record is from RefSeq and is a predicted model, not a curated record. Lineage: Eukaryota; Metazoa; Arthropoda; Insecta; Diptera; Drosophilidae.
GAAAAAGCAGAGAACAGAAGAGAGACGAAAGUAGGGCACACACGAAGGACAACAAUAAGAGAGCUGAUUUGAGUGCGAGAGAGUAUUACUGGUGGCAUCAUGGCUGAGGGAAUGCGUCGAGGCCGACGGCGUCGCAUUGAGCCAGCGCGCAUUCAGUACGGCGCCUGGGAUGAUCCGGGCGUGUCGCUGUUUGCGACCGUGCCGCAGGAGCCGGUGGGCGAUAUGCUGGGCCUGUUUAAGCCCCUGCCACGAGAAGGCCGGGACAGGGCCCUGGAGAUGGAUGCCUCGCCGCUGGUCUUGGCACCAACCAGCGCGACAAGUCGCCUCUAUCGUGAGGUCAAGUACCAGGUGCAGCAGAUAGCCGACGAUCGGAACAAGAACUACCAUCCCAUACAGGAGCGGGAGCGGCAGUCGGCCCUCAUCGCCGGCAUGCUGGCUAAGCGCAACAAUCGGGAGUUCGCCGAGGCGAUGCGGUCCAGGCAGCUGCAGAUCAAUUCGCAGAGGGUGCGCGAUCUGCAGAUCGAGAUCGAACGGGCCAAGACGACGCUGAGCGUGGUGAGCAAGCGCAACGAGAACAUGCGAAACAAGGGCAAGGAGCGGGUGGAGGAGCGCAGGGAGGCACUCGAGGACCGGGAGCAGGUGCGCAAAGAGAAGCUGGCCGAGCAGCAAGCCCUGCGGGAUAAGACGCUCGCAUACAGCCAACAGCUGGUGGCCCAGAUACGCAAGCUGCAGGCGGAACGGGCAGAAAAACAGAUGGCCGACCUGGAGGAGGGUCGACUGAAGCGCUACAACGACGAGCAGGCCCACGCCAACGAUCUGAAGGAGGGCAUCGAGAGCAAGUUUAGAAAGAGAACGGAGCUCAAGAAGAUGCUCGACGACUUCUCGGCGCUGCAGCGCAGCUUGCGGGAAGCGAAUCCGGUGCCACCGGACAAGCUCAAUGUGAUACUGAUGGAGGCAGUGGGCCCAGUCACCAAGAGCUUCAUGAGGAAGGCGAUUCAGCAGAAGCUGGACAUAUUGGAGCGACGGCGUCUCAUCAGUGACGGCCUUUCCGUUAAGCUGGCCGAGAUACGCGGCAAGAAGGAGGCCCACGACAAUAUGCUGGCCGACAUUUUGGUGUGUGAGCGGCAGGCACGCGAAAAGCAGAAGGCGCGCCAGGAGGUGCUGGACCGCCAUAACCAGAAGCUGCAGGUGGCCAAGGAUCUGAUUGAGCAGCACGAGGAGAAGGAGUUCUUCCGCGAAAAGAACGAGCUGCUCUUCAGCAAAAUACCCACGGAUGCCACCAGCUUUAUGCAGCGCCAAUAUCAACAGACCCUCGCCAAGGAGGCGGCCAGGCGCGAGAUCAAUCAGAAGGGCACCGCCGGCAGCGCCGCCGAAAUAGCGAACAACGCACGACUCCGCGCCCUGGCCAUCGAAGAGGACCGCAUGCUCAAGCAGGCCAUACUCGAUAUGGAGGCGGACACGGAACGUCGCAUCGAUGAGGAGCGCAUGCGCUUGCUGCGCGCCCAGCCGCGAGAGAUCAUCGACGAGGUGCGUCCUUGCAAGCUGACCAGCUUCGAGCGGAUGACCUUCAAUCUGCCAUCAUGCGCCAAAGACGAGGAUACUCACACCCACUAACUGACUCCAGAAUCAAUCCUGACUAACUGAAGUAACUAGAAAGAGCACCAGGAUUAGGCUUAGGUAGCUAAUUGAUUGGUUCAACUGGUUCCGUGUCCACACUCCACGAUUCACACAUCGACACUCGAAAACUAUAGAAAUGAUCCAGGCAGCCACUGCCAAUGCUGAUGCAUCAUUAACACACAAACGCAUAUACAUAUAUA